AUGCAGCCGAUAGCUCCUAGUUCUGAAACCAAACAAUCUUCUAUCACUGUAUCAGUUAGAGUCCGACCUUUUACUACUGCUGAAAGCAACAACUUGAUCCAUUAUGAAGAAAGUAAUGUAUUUCUAGGGGCUGGAUCAUACAGCACUGCUAAUAAUACCUCCAAUGGGAACUCCAACCCUUUGAAGCGGGGUAUAUUAUCUGCACCUUUAGGUAUUAGGAAAAUAGUUGAUGUGGUUGACGAUAAAAUGUUGAUUUUUGAUCCUCCUGAAACAAAUCCAUUAGUUAAGAUGCAACGAAGUGCAUUCCCCAAUAAAUUUAAUGGAAGAAUACGCGAACACAGGUUUGUAUUUGAUAAAUUAUUUGAUACAGAUGCCACUCAAAAUGACGUAUAUAAUGAUACUACUAGACCCUUAUUGAAUAGCAUUUUGGAUGGAUAUAACGCUACUGUAUUUGCAUAUGGCGCUACCGGCUGUGGGAAGACACAUACUAUUCUGGGUACCCCAAGUGAUCCUGGAGUGAUUUUCCUUACCAUGAAAGAACUAUUUCAAAGAAUUGAAGAGUUGAAAGAUACCAAGAUUAUUGAAUUAACAUUGUCUUAUUUGGAGAUCUAUAAUGAGACCAUACGAGAUCUACUCAAUCCGCAGACCGAGUUCAAAAAGUUGAUCAUUAGAGAAGAUGAAAAUAGUAAGAUUUCAGUGUCAAACUUAUCUUGCCAUACCCCUACCACGGUUGAAGAAGUGAUGCAACUUAUAAUGGAGGGAAAUAAGAAUAGAACGUCAUCACCAACAGAAGCAAAUGCAACAUCCAGUAGAUCUCAUGCAGUAUUACAAAUUAACAUAACACAAAGAUCAAGAACAGCAGAUGUUACCGCAGAACAUACUUUUGCAACAUUGUCAAUAAUUGAUCUUGCAGGAAGUGAAAGAGCAGCCGCUACAAGAAACCGUGGGGUAAGACUUAACGAAGGUGCCAACAUUAACAAAUCCUUGCUUGCAUUAGGAAACUGUAUCAACGCAUUAUGUGAUCCUCGUCGUCGUAACCAUGUACCUUACAGAGAUUCUAAAUUAACCAGAUUGUUGAAAUUUUCCCUUGGUGGAAAUUGCAAAACAGUAAUGAUUGUUUGUAUUUCUCCAUCAUCACAACAUUAUGAUGAGACUUUGAACACAUUGAAAUACGCUGACCGAGCCAAGGAAAUCAAGACUAAAUUGAUUAGAAACCAACAGAAUCUAGAUCGUCAUGUCGGAUCUUAUCUUAAGAUGAUUACGGAACAAAAGACAGAAAUUGAAGAAUUAAGAAACAGGGAAGCAAAUAUAAUACAAGAAACUCUAGCUAAGAGGAAACACAUUGAAGAAGAAACAUUCAAACUAUUAUGUGAUGCUAUUGAUGGUAUACGACUGGCCCUAAACAAUCAUAGCCAAGACAAAUGGAGAAAGAAUUUCUAUUUAGCUAAAAGAAAAUUACUUGUUGCUCAACAGGUUGAUGUAAAUGUCAUGCUUGAACAAGCCUUCUUUGCUCAAGGUUAUGAAUUUAGCGAACAUACCCAAACUGUUAUCAGCUUGUGUGAACAACUACAAUCCAAGCUUAGCAGACAGAUCAAGGAAUUGGAAACUGAAUAUGAUAAACCAACUGAUAUUGAUCGUAUAUUGAAUGAGUCCGCAAAGCAAACUCUUAAAAGAUUGGCACAAAAUGACGGUUGGGGAGAAUAUCAUACAAAAUUAUUUCAAGAAUUUGUUAAAGAUACAAGAGCAGAGGUUAUUAAGGAUCAGUUGACUGGUUCGUCUGUAUUGCAUGACCUAUUAGUGCAUGGUUUGUAUGAAUUUAAUUAUUUUUCUCGCGAAGUGAUGAAAACUUUGAUAGACAACGAUCAUGAUCAAACUACAGAUAUUAUAAAGGGAUUAGAGAGUUUAUUGAAUGGUACAUUUGAUCUUGUAGUCGAGAAAUACGUAACAGAAUAUGUGAAGAGUCAACUAGCCAGCGAUAGUCAUGCUACCACACCAGCAUCGGAUGACACUGAUACAGAGAUGGAAACCAGUGUAUUGUUUAACGAAGAGGUAACAAAACCGGCUAGGAGGAACUCAAUUCUUAAAAAGAAUCCUGCUAAGCGGUCACCAAGCCGUCGAACUACGAGAGAUGGCCCUAUUAUCAAGCUGUCUCCUAUACGGAAACCGAAAAAGGUUGUACAUUUCGAUAUUUCCAAAUCUGAUUCUACCAUGAUGGAUUCAAGCAUGAAUGAAUCAAUACUACAGGAUAAAGCAGAUGCUGAACAGACUCCAAUUACUGGGAACUUUCUUGAUAAUUUGAAUGACGAACCAGAUUUCCAAUUUGAUCCCGAAAUACUUUCUCCUCCAUUACCAAAACGUGAGAAAUUAGAUCCAAGUCUUGCACAACGUGGGCAACAAACGACCGGACUCACAAAGCUGUUUACGAAUAAAAAACUUACGAUUAAUUUACAUGAUACCAAUUCAAGUUUGAAUAGACAUGCUGCUGUUAUAGUAACACCUACGAAUAGCGGUACAAAUUUGCAGCCAUUAUUGCAGGAGGCUAGUGAAGCUACCCCACCCGAGAAGAGUGCCAUUGGAGUAAAUUCACAGUGAAAUGUUUCAUUCAACUUCUUUCUCUUUUAAUUAGAUAUAUUAACUGGUGUUUUUGGGUUUCAAGAUUUUAUAGAAUAUAUAUAUAUAUAUAUUGUGGUUUUCAACUACAUAAAGAAAGCAUUUUUGGCUAGCCUAAAUAAUCGCUUGUUGUAUCUACCAACGACCUUCUCCGCCGCGACCACCAUGGCCACCAUGGCCA
Spathaspora passalidarum NRRL Y-27907 is the source of this 2791-nucleotide messenger RNA. It is a transcript of the gene KIP3, whose product is annotated as tubulin-dependent ATPase. The transcript has a single exon. The record is from RefSeq and is a predicted model, not a curated record. The coding region runs from base 1 to 2592 and encodes 863 amino acids. Gene Ontology annotation, molecular function: microtubule motor activity; ATP binding; microtubule binding. NCBI's taxonomy places the organism in Eukaryota, Fungi, Ascomycota, Pichiomycetes, Serinales, Debaryomycetaceae. Gene Ontology annotation, biological process: microtubule-based movement.